AUGAGUACAGCAACGGAGAUCAAGCUCCUCACACUACUCAACGUUAGCGCGGUCAAGCGACCCAGAGAAUUGGAUUUACCAGGAGGUCAUAGGGGAUCACCAUCUUUCUCAAAAACUCCUUCUCUCGUACUGGAAUCAGAAGAUGGUCAUGAACCCAGUAAGAAACGACGGAAGAGUGUUGUGUUUGGAGGAGAGGUGGGACCGAGUGGGAGUACGUUUGGUAAGAAGGGGAAAGGUAAAGCUAAGAAGGUCGAGAUAAGCGGAAGUAAUGGGAUUGAAGAUUCCGCAAAAGAUGUAAUUGCCAAUGGUAUUGGGGAAGGUAAUGGGAACGAAGGAGUGUUUGAGGAGGAUGAAGAGUCGGGUGAUGAGGGCGAAAGCUCUAGCUCAGCCAUCAACGAUAUGUUCAAUCUCCAUUUUGGGGCUAAUCCACCUAUUCUCACUAAAGAAGCUGUAAAUAUGGCCGAAGAGCAUAAAUGGAUAUCGGAAAGGAAGAUGCUGAAGGGCUUUGGAAGAGUGGUCGAGCUGUCAACGGGUAGUGCCGAGGCUAUACCCGCAGUUGUCAAAACUAGAAUCACGCCGUCAAUCGCAUCUGCUCUGAAAGCCUCAUCAUCAUCCGCGCCCCUUCUUUCUACCUCUUUGUCGUAUCUCGGAACAUAUAAAGACCUCUACCUUCAUUCACUUGAUGGAGAAGCAGAUGGUUCUGAGACUCAGAUAGUGGGUGAGCAGAAAGACGCGACGAGAAAGGCGGCUGUCGUGCACGCCUUGAAUCACGUCCUGAAAACCCGUCGACGUAUUAUUCGAAACAACGAAAAACUCGCACAUGCUGCAUCAUCCGACAACCCUUCAUCUAUUCCAGAACCUCCUCGAGACCAAUCUUUCACACGCCCCAAAGUCCUCCUUCUUUUACCAUUCCGUUCCCUCGCAUUACAUUACAUCAAAACGCAUCUUCUUCCACUAGCACCAACAGGGACACAGAUAGAGAAUCAACGUCCAUUCUUGACUUCUUUCUCUUUGCCUGAAGGCGAAGAAGACCCUCUCGCAUCAAGUUCAGCAAGCAAAGAUUUCCCUGUCGAUCAUCUCGUAAAUUUCAAGGGUAAUAGUGAUGACAAUUUCAGAUUUGGUAUCAAGUUCACUCGUAAAGCUUGGAGAAUCGUUAUGCCACCUGCCAACGAAGAGAAAUUGUUAGAUUGCGACAUACUGGUGUCUAGUCCUCUAGGGUUCAAGAUGGCUGCGGAGAAAGAAGAUAGUACGGAUCUUUUAAGUUCUAUCGAAGUGCUCAUAGCGGACGGGCUGGAUACAAUGGCUAUGCAGAACUGGGAUCAUGUGCAGUUUAUCUUCAAUAACAUGAACAAAAUACCCAAAUCGCCCCAUGGAUGUGAUUUCUCACGAGUGAAACCAUGGUAUCUUGAACAACAAGCCCAGUACCUGCGCCAGACUAUCCUUCUUUCGCGUUAUGAUACUCCAGAAACUCGAGCACUCUUCAACCGUCAUUGCCACAAUCUUCAGGGCAAGAUCCGGUUGGAAAGGGCAGACUAUGAAGGUGUGCUCGGUCGUGUCAGGUCAGGGGUGAGACAAGUCUUCGAACGGAUCGAUUUGGAAGGUCCAAAAGCCUUGAGUGGACAAGCAGCUGUGGAAGAGGUGGAUACUAGGUUGGAAUGGUUUACUAAGAAGACGAUUCCUGCUCUUUUGCGAUCCGCUAUCUCACGACAGAACACACUCAUAGUCGUCCCAUCCUAUUUCGAUUUCGUCAGACUCAAUAACUAUCUGAGAAAGAACGAUGAAUUCACAUACGCGUCCAUAUCGGAAUAUUCAUCCAAUGCCGAAAUCAGUAAAGCUCGGACUUUAUUCUUCAAAGGCAAGAAAUCAUUCUUGAUUGUAACGGAACGAUUCCAUUUCUACAGGAGAUAUAAGAUACGUGGAGCUAAAACUCUAGUAUUUUACUCUUUACCCGAUCAUGCUCAGUUCUAUUCCGAAUUUCUGAAUACACCUUUCCUCGGAUCAAAAGGGCAGGGUGAAGUAGAAGUGGACGAAGCUGAAGUGUCGAGUAGGGUUUUGUUCUCGAGAUUCGAUGCCUUGAAAUUGGAGAGAGUGGUAGGGUCGGUAAAUGCUAGGAGGUUGUUGACUAGCGGUGAAGGAAGAUUUGAGUUUAUAUGA
This is a messenger RNA of Kwoniella botswanensis, 2154 nucleotides long. RefSeq lists its product as uncharacterized. Lineage: Eukaryota; Fungi; Basidiomycota; Tremellomycetes; Tremellales; Cryptococcaceae. The coding region runs from base 1 to 2154 and encodes 717 amino acids. Gene Ontology annotation, biological process: maturation of SSU-rRNA from tricistronic rRNA transcript (SSU-rRNA, 5.8S rRNA, LSU-rRNA). Gene Ontology annotation, molecular function: U3 snoRNA binding; rRNA binding. The transcript has 7 exons. The record is from RefSeq and is a predicted model, not a curated record. Gene Ontology annotation, cellular component: nucleolus; small-subunit processome.